Messenger RNA from Choloepus didactylus (southern two-toed sloth), 10215 nucleotides. It is a transcript of the gene RICTOR, whose product is annotated as RPTOR independent companion of MTOR complex 2. Lineage: Eukaryota; Metazoa; Chordata; Mammalia; Pilosa; Megalonychidae. Gene Ontology annotation, biological process: TORC2 signaling; positive regulation of phosphatidylinositol 3-kinase/protein kinase B signal transduction. Gene Ontology annotation, cellular component: TORC2 complex. Bases 1435 to 5781 code for a protein of 1448 amino acids. The transcript is spliced from 32 exons. The record is from RefSeq and is a predicted model, not a curated record. Gene Ontology annotation, molecular function: protein serine/threonine kinase activator activity.
UUAAAUACUUGCUCUAACUUUCAAAUUCUAAAAUUAAUAGAUGUAGCACUGUUUAAUUUUCAAAUUAAAUUAACCGAGACUGACUUAUUCCUAGCAAUAUUUUAUAGUUCCUUGAGUUUGGAUUAAAUUGAAAAAAAUAUUCUCAAGCAUAUAUCAUUAGUGGUGUAUAAAGAUUAUUUUUGUAUUAUCUAUGAAAAGUUUGCUAACAAAUUAGAGUACAAGUAAGGUUACAAUAAGACAUUUAUCUGUUUAAGACCAUUUAUUUUUUUAACCACUUUAGUAAAUUAAUUGUGUGUGCAUGGCUCCUGCUAUUCUACACUAUUUAUUCAUUAAACCAGGCUAAAAUUCUCAAUACUGAGUAAGUACUUUCUUAACAACUAAUUACCAUAUCCAUUUAAAAUUGAAUACAUAUUUUCUUUUUAAAAUACUCUAUCAUUUAAAAUUUUCACUAGUUCAGACAGCAUUUUUUACAGUUAGUAUAAAAUAAUAAGGCCAUUAUAUUCUCUUCUUUAUAAGAAAUUGUGUAGUGAAGGUUGGAAUAGAACUAUUUAUCACACUAAAUUCUCAGCUUAUUUGUAUGAAUGUAUUUGUUGUUUAUUGCAGAGAUCAUUCAGGGUAAGUUUAAAUCAAGGAUUUCUUUGUGUUUAGAUAUGAAAUUAUACAAGAUAUAAAAGUUUUAUUGUUCCCUAAUUUGUCUUUCUAAAUCAUUUUGUGAAACUUGUCUUAAAUGUUAAAGGUCUGGUUUUAUUAGGGUUAUGAGAAACAUUUGAGAUUAUAAAAUUGAAAUUAGCCUGUAUCAUUAAUUAACAGAAUUAAGUACAUUAUUCUCCUUAAUAAGUGAUUUCAAGUACAUUAUUCCUAGAUGACCUCUGGAAAUAAACUGCAUUUUUGAUAUUUUACAAUAUGUGUUUAGCUUUUAUUUCCCUUUAUCAUGUAGAAAAAUCUUUAAAAUUGGGGGUGUGAUUAUAAUAACUAAUAUCUUUGGUUAUAUCGUAUUCUACCACAAACAUUGGCUCUUUUUUUCCCUUAAGAAGUUCUCCAGAAUAGCAUAGUGAUUGAGAGCAUAGAUUUUGGGAUGUACAGGUCUGGGUUUGGUUUAUUAUUCUAUAACCUAGAAUAACUUUAUGACAUUGGGCGAGUUACUUAGCCUCUCUUGGACUCCUUUUCUUCAUAGGUAAAAUAGGUCAUUGUUCUUACUCAAAGAAUUGUUUGAAGAUUAAAUGCUAUCAUCAUCAUCACCAUCAUCAAAAUAGAAGUAGUGGUAAUAGUGGCUAACACUUCUGUAAAGCAAUGUUAUAGAAGGAAGCAGAAUUGAAGGAGGCAAUAUUCCAGCGAAUUUUAGCACCCUAUACUGAUUUUCACUACAGGCAUAGUCCAGAUACAGCUGAAGGACAGCUCAAAGAAGACAGAGAGGCACGAUUUCUAGCCAGUAAAAUGGGAAUCAUAGCAACAUUCCGGUCAUGGGCGGGUAUUAUUAAUUUAUGUAAACCUGGAAAUUCUGGAAUCCAGUCUUUAAUUGGGGUACUUUGCAUACCAAAUAUGGAAAUACGGCGAGGUCUGCUUGAAGUGCUUUAUGAUAUAUUUCGUCUUCCUUUACCUGUUGUGACUGAAGAGUUCAUAGAAGCACUGCUCAGUGUAGAUCCAGGUAGAUUCCAAGACAGUUGGAGGCUUUCAGAUGGCUUCGUAGCAGCUGAGGCAAAAACUAUUCUUCCUCAUCGUGCCAGAUCUAGGCCAGACCUCAUGGAUAAUUAUUUGGCACUGAUACUUUCUGCAUUUAUUCGUAAUGGACUUUUAGAGGGUUUGGUUGAAGUAAUAACAAACAGUGAUGACCAUAUUUCAGUUAGAGCUACCAUCCUUUUAGGAGAGCUUUUACAUAUGGCAAACACAAUUCUUCCUCAUUCACAUAGCCAUCAUUUGCACUGCUUGCCAACUCUAAUGAAUAUGGCUGCAUCCUUUGAUAUCCCUAAGGAAAAACGACUGCGAGCCAGUGCAGCCUUAAACUGCUUAAAACGCUUCCAUGAAAUGAAGAAACGAGGACCUAAGCCUUAUAGCCUUCAUUUAGAUCACAUUAUUCAGAAAGCAAUUGCAACACACCAGAAACGGGAUCAGUAUCUGCGAGUUCAGAAAGAUAUAUUUGUUCUUAAGGAUACAGAAGAAGCUCUCUUAAUGAACCUUAGAGAUAGCCAAGUCCUUCAACAUAAAGAAAAUCUUGAAUGGAAUUGGAAUCUCAUUGGGACCAUUCUUAAGUGGCCAAAUGUAAACCUAAGAAACUAUAAAGAUGAACAGUUACACAGGUUUGUACGAAGACUACUUUAUUUUUACAAGCCCAGUAGUAAAUUAUAUGCCAACCUGGAUCUGGAUUUUGCCAAGUCCAAGCAGCUCACAGUUGUAGGUUGCCAGUUUACAGAAUUUCUUCUUGAGUCUGAAGAGGAUGGUCAAGGAUACUUAGAAGAUCUAGUAAAGGAUAUUGUUCAGUGGCUCAAUGCCUCGUCUGGAAUGAAACCUGAGAGAAGUCUUCAGAAUAAUGGUUUAUUGACUACCCUUAGUCAACACUACUUUUUAUUUAUUGGUACACUUUCUUGCCACCCCCAUGGAGUCAAAAUGCUGGAAAAAUGCAAUGUAUUCCAAUGUCUCCUUAACCUUUGUUCCUUGAAAAACCAAGAUCACUUGCUGAAACUGACAGUUUCUAGUUUGGACUAUAGCAGAGAUGGAUUGGCUAGAGUCAUACUUUCCAAAAUCCUAACUGCAGCCACUGAUGCCUGCAGGUUGUAUGCAACAAAACAUUUAAGGGUAUUAUUGAGAGCUAAUGUUGAAUUCUUCAGUAAUUGGGGAAUUGAGUUACUGGUGACCCAGCUACAUGAUAAAAACAAAACAAUUUCUUCUGAAGCUCUCGAUAUCCUCGAUGAAGCAUGUGAAGACAAGGCCAAUCUUCAUGCACUUAUUCAGAUGAAGCCAGCUUUAUCCCACCUUGGAGACAAGGGCUUACUUCUCCUCCUCAGAUUUCUCUCCAUUCCAAAAGGGUUUUCCUAUCUGAAUGAAAGGGGUUAUGUAGCAAAACAGCUGGAAAAAUGGCACAAGGAAUAUAAUUCAAAAUAUGUUGACUUGAUUGAAGAACAACUUAAUGAAGCACUUACUACUUAUCGGAAGCCUAUUGAUGGUGAUAACUAUGUUCGUCGGAGUAACCAAAGAUUACAGCGUCCUCAUGUCUACUUGCCUGUACAUCUUUAUGGACAACUGGUACAUCACAAAACAGGCUGUCAUUUGUUGGAAGUGCAGAAUAUUAUUACAGAACUCUGUCACAACAUUCGUACACCAGAUUUGGAUAAAUGGGAAGAAAUUAAAAAAUUGAAAGCAUCCCUUUGGGCCUUGGGAAAUAUUGGCUCAUCAAAUUGGGGUCUCAAUUUGCUACAGGAAGAAAAUGUAAUUCCAGAUAUAUUAAAACUUGCAAAACAUUGUGAGGUUCUUUCCAUCAGAGGGACCUGUGUAUAUGUGCUUGGACUCAUAGCCAAAACCAAACAAGGCUGUGAUAUUCUAAAAUGUCACAACUGGGAUGCAGUGAGGCACAGUCGCAGACAUCUGUGGCCAGUGGUUCCAGAUGAUGUGGAGCAACUCUGUAAUGAGCUGUCAUCUAUCCCAAGCACCCUAAGUUUGAAUUCGGAGUCAACUAGCUCCAGACAUAAUAGUGAAAGUGAAUCUGCACCAUCAAGUAUGUUCAUAAUGGAGGAUGACCGGUUUGGCAGCAGCUCUACAAGUACAUUUUUUCUUGACAUCAAUGAAGAUGCAGAGCCAGCAUUUUAUGAACGACCUGGACCUAUAAAGGAUAAAAAUUCAUUUCCUUUCUUUGCUUCCAGUAAACUUGUGAAGAAUCGUAUCUUGAAUUCACUAACUUUGCCUAAUAAGAAACAUCGUAGUAGCAGUGAUCCAAAAGGAGCGAAACUGUCAUCUGAAAAUAAGACAAGCAACAGACGAAUCAGAACACUUACAGAGCCAUCCAGUGUUGACUUUAAUCAUAGUGAUGAUUUCACACCCAUAUCCACAGUUCAGAAAACAUUACAAUUAGAAACUUCAUUUGUUGGGAAUAAGCACAUUGAAGACACUGGUAGCACUCCAAGUAUUGGAGAGAAUGACUUAAAAUUCACUAAGAGUCUUGGUACAGAGAAUCACAGAGAAAACACAAGCCGAGAGAGAUUAGUUGUAGAGAGUUCAACAAGCUCACACAUGAAGAUACGUAGUCAAAGUUUUAAUACAGACACUACAACAAGUGGCAUAAGUUCAAUGAGCUCAAGUCCUUCACGAGAGACAGUAGGUGUUGAUGCUACAACCAUGGACACAGACUGUGGAAGUAUGAGUACUGUGGUAAGUACUAAAACUGUUAAGACAAGCCACUAUUUGAUGCCACAGUCUAACCAUCUGUCUCUCUCCAAAUCAAACUCAGUGUCCCUGGUGCCUCCAGGUUCUUCUCAUACACUUCCUAGAAGAGCACAGUCCCUUAAAGCACCCUCUAUUGCUACAAUUAAAAGUCUAGCAGAUUGUAACUUUAGUUACACAAGUUCUAGAGAUGCCUUUGGCUACGCUACACUGAAAAGAUUACAGCAACAAAGAAUGCAUCCAUCCUUAUCUCAUUCUGAAGCUUUGGCAUCUCCAGCAAAAGAUGUGCUGUUUACUGAUACAAUCACCAUGAAGGCCAGCAGCUUUGAGUCAAGGUUAACACCAAGCAGGAUCGAUUUUAAAAAGAAGCAUGUCGGGGGAAUCAGGAGCUUAAGACCUACAAUAACAAACAACCUUUUCAGGUUCAUGAAAGCUUUAAGUUAUGCUUCGUUAGAUAAAGAAGAUUUAUUAAGUCCUAUUAAUCAAAACACCCUGCAGCGAUCCUCCUCAGUGAGGUCCAUGGUGUCCAGUGCUGCAUACGGUAGCUCAGAUGACUAUAUUGGUCUUGCUCUUCCAGUAGACAUCAAUGAUAUAUUCCAGGUACAAGAUAUUCCCUAUUUUCAGACAAAAAACAUAUCUCCACAUGAUGAUCGAGCUGCAAGAAUGUUAGCCCAUGAUGCAGGAGGUCUUCCAUCUGGAACUGGAGGUCUUGUAAAAAACUCUUUUCACUUGCUGCGACAGCAGAUGAGUCUUACGGAAAUAAUGAAUUCAAUCCAUUCAGAUGCUUCUUUGUUUUUAGAAAGUACAGAAGACACCGGACUACAGGAGCAUACAGAUGAUAACUGCCUUUAUUGUGUCUGUAUCGAAAUUCUGGGUUUCCAGCCCAGUAACCAGCUAAGUGCAAUAUGUAGUCAUUCAGAUCUUCAAGACAUUCCAUAUUCUGAUUGGUGUGAGCAGACUAUCCAUAAUCCCUUAGAAGUGGUUCCCUCUAAGUUUUCAGGGAUUUCUGGAUGCAGUGAUGGAGUAUCUCAAGAAGGCUCAGCCAGCAGCACCAAAAGCACAGAAUUGCUACUGGGUGUUAAAACAAUUCCAGAUGAUACACCAAUGUGCCGUAUACUCCUUCGAAAAGAAGUUCUAAGAUUAGUCAUUAACUUGAGUAGUUCAGUUUCAACUAAGUGUCAUGAAACUGGGCUUCUAACAAUUAAGGAGAAGUAUCCUCAAACAUUUGACGACAUAUGCCUUUACUCCGAGGUUUCCCAUUUGCUGUCACACUGCACAUUUAGACUUCCAUGUCGGAGGUUCAUACAAGAAUUAUUUCAAGAUGUACAGUUUUUACAAAUGCAUGAAGAAGCAGAGGCUGUGUUGGCAAUACCACCAAAGCAAACUACAGUUGAUACAUCUGCUGAAUCCUGACCUCAUAUUUAUGAUGUAUAUAGAUACACACUAUAUAUAUUCGUAUUUGUGGAUUUCCUAAAAGCCUCAGAAAAUGCUGACUGGGCAGCAAAGACAGGAGUAUCUUCUGUACACUGUUCCAGCGAUUACUGGUACAUGAACAGUUGGAACUGCUGACUUCCCUAACCAAAACAACUUCCUUCUCACCCCUAUUGAGCCCUUUGGGAGGUUCAGUGUUCAUUACCACAGUUUUGUGAGUUUUAGUUACCAUUGUAUGCAAGAGCCAAGCACUGAAUACCUACAUAGGUUUUCUUUUCUUUUUUUUUUUUUUUCAUUUUAAGAGCAUAAUGACAGUGGAACAAUGAUAGGAUAUACAGAAGCACCCUUCACACAAUUACUUCUGAAUUCUUUUUUUUAGGGUAAAUAUAAAGAUGCCUUGUUUGUUCACUAAUUUGUGGAAACUAGGAAUUGUGUCUCUAAGGCUGCAUCCUGUUACCACAGUGGGGUAUGCUGUAACUGCUGGUUAUUAGAGGGGGAACUUUGGCCCUUCCACAUUUUUCUUAAUGUUUGUAACACUACUUCGGAGGUUUGUAACCUCAAAGCGAAAGAAGAGCCUCAAAAACCCGAGACUUAUAUAAGUUAUUUUUAUGUUAUUAGAAUUGCAUAAAGAUUCUUAUCUGUUUUCUGUCUCUUCAACUUUGUUGCAAUGUAUUAUUGUAGGCUAUUUGAACCCACUAAGGUUUUUCACUACAGUUCCUGAUUAGAAUCAGAAAAUCAUUUUAUAAUUCAGGUGAAAUUCGAUGUAGAAUUCAUAUUUUUCAGUGGACUUUGGUUUUCAUUGACUUACCAUAUUAUUGUCUUAAAUGGGAACUUGAACAACCACUAUAAUUUAGACCCCAAAGCAAAAGAAAGCAUUAAAUAACCCUUGGAAUCUCCUGAGGAAAAGAUAAGUUUGUCUACAAUCAUUCCAUGGGAAAAGAAAAGCCAUAUUUCCUUUUAAAAAAUCAUUAAUAAAACUGAUUAUUAAGAUUAAAAAUUGUAGUGAAAAGCCUUAAGUACCAAAUUUUAAAGCAGCAGUGACUUAUUUUAAUAAUAGUGUUCUUGUUUUGCACAAAUUAAAUGCAGUGAUAGAUGAGUUUAUGAAUUACAGUAAUUGCCUUUAUCACAUUUGUGAAAGUGUUAAGUUGAUGAGGGCAAGGAUUUUUUUUUUUUUUGUCAUUGUUUAUUUGUUUAACUUGUGUAUGUCUAAAGAUAUUUGGAAAUCUUUACAGGAAUUAAACAUAUAUGCAAAUUUGUAUAUAAAAUAGCAUGGCCAUCAUCAUUAGAAUGCUUGUAAAUGAAAGGUUUAUCUUUUUGAAAUCUAUAUAUAAAUAGUAAAAAUCCAGCUGGACUGAUUAGGACUCUUUUUUAAUUCAUUUGUGUAUACCAUUUUUUACAAUUAGACAUCAGCUUUGACAUAGUCAUAGCACAUUGAUAAAUAUUUUCCCACAUUGCUGGUAUUUUUUUGUAAUGGGUUUGUUCUUUGAGAUCUCUGUAAAGAACCCUAGGAACUAGAAAUUCUAAGUCACAGAGAGACUUUUUUUUUUUUUUUUUUUUUUUUCUAAUUUACUGGCACUGAAAGUUCCUGUUGGGGUGAAGCAUUUUAUCUCACUUCAUAACACCUCUUUGACUGCACUUCAGUGAAUUGUUCUUACGUGCACUGUGUAGCAAUUUACAUUGUAACAAAGCAGAUAAGGGCUGUAAGCUGCUGCUUAUGUUAAAAAGUGGCUCUUCAGAUUUUUUCUCACAAAAGCCAAUUAAAGAUAAAACAAAUAAUAUUUUUAAAUUUUAAUUUAUCAUUGAACCCACAUGUUUAUUUAAAUGUCAACAGUACUUCUAAGAAUGUUGCCUGUGUCACCUUGGUCUUUGGUCUUGGAUAAUUAAACUGCCUUUCCAGAGAACCAAAUGUCAGAGAUACUAGACCAAAUAGUGGUUAAAAACUCCAAAGGAAGUAAUGUAGUAAUCUUAUUCAUAAUGGGAUUAACAUAUUUAAGACAUUCAUUUUAAACACUACCUCAGUUAAUAUAGAGUAUAAAAUCUGUGGUUUAAUCCCUUUAAAGUUAGACCAGUAAUUAGUUUUUGUCACGUAUCUGCAGCCUCAUCCCCACACUCCCACCCCUGGUCAGCCUUCCUGAAAUUAAGGCUUAGUUAUUAGCCUGAACAGUUUUUGACUGUUACUUUGAAAGACAUUUAUACUCAUCAUAUCUGCCUAUUGCACUUAGUUUGGGGAGACAGAGCUUUGUGUGGUUAUUAGUAAAUGAAGAAAAUAAAAUAUCUACACUUAAAUUUAUAGUACUAUUUGGUUUAUCCUUGGUUUCACUGACAGGUCUAAUCGUUUUCUUUGAGUACUUGUUUAUAUAAAAGUAGACUUUUAUGAAAAAUGCUCACAUGCAGUGCCAAGUGAUUAAUUUAUAUGUUUAAAAAUAUUAAAUUAUAGCAGAAAAGGUUAGGAAUGGUGUCAGUGGUAAUAGAAAUAAUUGAAAAUUUUUCUACAAAUAAUAAUAAUACCAGACUAUAGAAUACCAAAAUAAUGUUAAUACUGUAGUUUUUCAAGAUUUUAGAAUUAACCUUAGUCCAUAUAAAUUUGUAUUAUUGGUAAUUGAAUAAUUUGAAAGAAUUUGGGCAAUUGUGCUGGUUGUAAACUGUGAAUUUCUAAUUGUAAAGUGAAUUGUCAUUUCUAAUUGAAAUUGUUUUUAAGAACAGAUUUCCACUUCACAUACUAAGUAAAUACUGAUAAAUAAGGAAAUUAGAAAUUUAGUAUUUGUAGAAUAUGGUCUAAAAUGUCUUAUGCUUUUAUUUCCUGUUUAUGCGUAGAGAGAUUGAAGGGGGAAAAAGUUUGUUCUUCCUAAUUAAAGUUUUUCUAAUAAAAAUUGGUAGCACAAGGACAUUCUGUAAGUCAGUGACUUUAAAAGAGGCUCUUUGGAGGUAUAUACAUUAUUAUAUUAGUUAUUCUGACAUAAUGUGUACAUAAUGUGAAAUGGAGGCUUUAAUAGUCUUCAGCUCUUAUCCAAAGCUUGAGAUAAUUAAAGCUGAGUUUUCAGAGCAUGUCACAAUGGCAAGAGUAUUCAACAAUGAAGUGUCCAUGCUUACUUAGAUUUGUCUGCUGCUAUUUGUAUAAAAUUUUAUUUCGUUACAUUCAGAGGAUGCCUUUUAUCCCCACAUUAAAGCACAGAUCAUUAAGCAAUAAAAAACCAAUCAGAUGUUCUGUUUUUCAAAUUAUAACUACAGUUAUUUUUGCAUAGUAAGAGUGAGGUGCUAAUUUUGUGUGAGAUGAGCUUUGUAAGCUACCUUGGGAAAUUUCCUUUGGAGGUAAGGUUUUUUUCCCCGUUGGUCCUAUGCUUCCAGUUUUGUCUCAAAUUCACAAUCCAUGGAAAUAUGGGAAAAAUAAAAGGUAAACUUUAUUGAGAGAGACUUUUUUAUGAAAAGAGAUGAUUGAAAUGAGUGAACAUUUCAGAUUUUCCAAAAUGUAAGUUGGGAAAGGUCUUCAUUGUCUCCCCAUUCACAGAAUAUAGUUACUAUCUUAAUUUAACUUCAGUGAGAAUUUCAUUAUAAAAGCAUACCAGUGAAAUUAAAUAGCAAUGCAUAUCAAAGAAUACCUAAAUCUAUGAGAUUCUUUCUAGAAGCAUGGUUUGGUUUUGUUUUGUUUUUUGUUUUCCUUCAGUUCCAGGUUCCCAGGGUAUUUUUCAUUCAUGGUAGGCUUAAUAUGACUUACACAAACUCUUCUUUUUUUCCCUUCCCCUCUGGAGUAUUUUCAUAAUAUAGGUGGAUAGCUAUGCCACAAGCAUGCACAAAUUGCACAUUUUGUUUGAUUUUCUUUAUAAAAUAUUUACUUUGAAAAAUAUAAUUUAUGCCAAAAAAAGCAUACCUUACAAUGUUGCCACUAAAUAGGCUGUUUCAGCACAAAAUGCAAAGUCUUGGGGUGGGAUGGUUUAAAAAAUUUCAUAGAUACAGUUGAAAAAUAUUCCAUUACUGGCGUAUCUGAAAUCUUAAAGCUGCAUUGUAAAGCAAAAUGUCUAAAUUAGUUCUAAAAAGUGGUAAGGGAUUUGUGAAAAAAGAACUGACUUAUUGCUCCCUGCCCACAUGAUUUUCUUCUUUUAUUUAGUAAUACGCUGCUACAUAUUUGGAGGUUCUGGUGUUUGUAGGUCACUGAACAGACAUUGAAAUCUGAUUUAUAUUGUAUAACUGUAACAUAGAAAGAAAAAGUAUUUAUAUAUUUUCUGUAAGACUAUUUCAUUGAGUUGUGUAUAAUUUAAAUAAGAUUUGUCCCCAAAUGGUUUUGCUCACCUUGAUUUUUUUUGUGGUUUUAUUGUUUUUGUAUAAUGUGUACAGUUUAUGUCAAGGGCAUUAAAAGCCUCCUGAAGCAUAACUUUAUCAAAGGGAUACAUUGUUAAUAAAAUGGACUUAAAAUUCUUAAAA